AUGUCAGCAGCUUCAGAUAUCCAAGAGCUAGAGACUCGUCUGGUCAAAGCAAAGGCUACUAUUUUCGUCACCAUCCGCGCACUAUCAUCGAUCGCUCUUGACCCCGUCAUCGACUCCUCCGCCGCGUUCCCCCCGGACCUCCCUCUGGUCCUGUCCAACCUCCUCAAAUCCUUUCGGCACAGCACCACCUCCCUCGCCCUCUCCUUUAAGCCGCCGCUUACCAUCCCCGCCGCCCUCCAGCAGCUCGACAAGUUCACCAACGAGCUAUGCCAAGCCUCAAGUUGCGUGCUCGUCGCUGCAAGCCAAGGCCGCGCCGGGGUCAUGCUGGACGAAUGGCGAGAUGGGGUCAUGGACAUCUGCACCGAGGCUGUGCGCUUCCUGGAUGUCUUGUUGGAGUCGGCGCAGAGCGGAGCAAGCGGGAGUGGGAAUGAGGAGAAUCCUUACCUCCACCACACCGCGUUGGUGUGGGACAGUAUUGACAGCUUGGCGAAUACGCUAUCUGCGACGGAAGCGGAGGCGGUCAUCAGGCGCUGGAAGAUGGAUACGGCGGUGGUCAAAGACGCCUGGAGCGAGUUCAAGGAGAGCAUAGAGGGGAUGGAGGUGGCGUCUGACCGUGGGGCGGACGAAGGCGGGAAGCAAGGUGAAGCGGAAGACGACGAUGAGGACGAGGAUGACCUUAUGGAUUUUGGGAGCGAUACGAUCACGAGAACAGAAAUGGAGACUGUCGAAUCUAUCAAACCUCUCCUCCAGCUCCUGCAGAUUCUUCAUGGCUUCCUACCGCGCUACAUGCCCUCCCUCGAUCUUACAAACGGCCGCGGUCGAGCCAUAGUCAAAUGCUCCAACAGCUUCAUCACCGCCUUCGACGAACUCGUCUGCGCAUUGUACCCCGAACACUCAUCAGCAGUGAUCGACGAUGCGCUGAAAGAAGUGGAUGGCGCUGUGAGAGAAACGUCAGAAUUGCUGAGGGCCGGUGGGAUCGGCAAGGAUGGAUUAGAAAUCCUGGAGAAAUGGGAAGGGAAGAUGAAGGGGGAGAAGCAGAAGUGGGAUGAGAGGAGACUGGGAUUAGGAGGACUAGCAGAUAGUCUUGGAUGA
Dioszegia hungarica is the source of this 1092-nucleotide messenger RNA. RefSeq lists its product as uncharacterized. Lineage: Eukaryota; Fungi; Basidiomycota; Tremellomycetes; Tremellales; Bulleribasidiaceae. The coding region runs from base 1 to 1092 and encodes 363 amino acids. Gene Ontology annotation, biological process: regulation of cell cycle. The record is from RefSeq and is a predicted model, not a curated record. Gene Ontology annotation, cellular component: nucleus. The transcript is spliced from 4 exons.